AUGCUUCUCCCCAUUUCUCUCUCGUAAACUAAAUUUUACUGUGCAAAUUCAUUCGAUUCCGAUUUAAGCUCUCAUCAGUUCAUCCGAUUCUUUCUCUCCCAAAAUUCUGCGUCAAUUUCUGGUCAAACGCUUUGAUCUUCCUUUACUGUGUGUUUACUUUGAUUUGGAGUUUGGCUGAGGCAUUAGACUUGGGAGGUGGAUGUGAAACGCGCCUCCCGAUUUAGAUCUGCAGUUGUUGUGCGUGUUUUUUUGGCGGUUGAACGGCGGAAAUGGCGACGAUGGAGAGUUUGAUUGGGUUGGUGAAUAGAAUUCAGAGGGCUUGCACCGCUCUCGGCGACUACGGUGGAGGAGACCAGGCGUUUUCUUCUCUGUGGGACGCGCUUCCGUCGGUUGCUGUCGUUGGUGGCCAGAGCUCUGGAAAGUCCUCAGUGUUGGAGAGCAUAGUUGGGCGUGAUUUUCUUCCGCGAGGCUCUGGUAUUGUUACACGGAGGCCAUUGGUUUUACAGCUGCAGAAAAUAGAGAAAGGGCAACAAGAAUAUGCCGAAUUUGGGCAUUUGCCAAGGAAGCGAUUCAGUGAUUUCGCCUCGGUUCGCAAGGAAAUUCAGGAUGAAACAGAUCGGAUCACUGGAAAGACAAAGAUGAUCUCUCCUGUUCCUAUUCACCUCAGUAUCUAUUCAUCCAAUGUCGUCAAUUUGACUUUGAUUGAUCUUCCUGGUUUGACCAAGGUUGCUGUUGAGGGCCAACCAGAAAGUAUUGUCCAAGACAUUGAAACCAUGGUUCGCACUUACGUUGAAAAGCCCAACUGUAUCAUACUAGCAAUAUCCCCUGCAAACCAAGAUAUUGCGACGUCAGAUGCUAUUAAACUUGCGAGGGAAGUGGAUCCAUCAGGAGAACGCACAUUCGGAGUGUUGACGAAAUUGGAUCUGAUGGACAAAGGAACUAAUGCUCUUGAUGUUUUGGAAGGAAGAUCUUAUCGUUUACAACAUCCAUGGGUGGGCAUUGUCAAUCGUUCUCAAGCAGACAUCAACCGCAAUACUGAUAUGAUUGCUGCUAGGCGAAAGGAGCGUGAGUACUUUGCUACAAGUCCUGACUAUAGUCAUUUAUCUAGUAAGAUGGGUUCGGAAUAUCUUGCAAAGCUUCUUUCCCAGCACUUGGAAGCAGUAAUUAAGGCAAGAAUACCAAGUAUCACAUCGUUGAUAAACAAAAGCAUUGAUGAACUUGAAUCUGAGCUAGAUCACCUUGGAAGGCCAAUUGCUGUUGAUGCUGGGGCUCAAUUAUACACUAUCCUGGAACUUUGCCGUGCAUUUGACAAAAUAUUCAAGGAGCAUCUCAAUGGAGGUCGUCCUGGAGGUGAUCGAAUUUAUGGAGUGUUUGACAACCAGCUGCCAGCUGCAUUGAAGAAACUCCCAUUUGAUCGACAUCUUUCAGUCCAAAAUGUGAGAAAAAUUGUUUCAGAAGCUGAUGGUUAUCAGCCACAUUUGAUUGCUCCCGAACAAGGUUAUCGACGGCUUAUUGAGGGUUCAUUAAAUUAUUUUAGGGGUCCUGCUGAAGCUUCAGUGGAUGCUGUUCACUUUGUCUUGAAGGAGCUUGUCAGGAAGUCAAUUGCAGAAUGCCAGGAAUUGAAACGGUUCCCAACACUGCAAUCAACUAUAGCGGGAGCAGCCAACGAGGCUUUGGAACGAUUUCGCGAUGAGAGCAAGAAAACUGCGACUAGAUUGGUUGAAAUGGAGUCUUCAUAUCUGACCGUCGAUUUCUUCCGGAGGCUUCCUCAGGAGAUGGAGAAAGCAGCAGGCAGCAACCCCCGUGAGAACCAGCGGGAAAACUCACAAGCUGCCUCCAACGUAGAUCGUUACGCAGAGAUGCACUUUCGAAGAAUAGCUUCAAAUGUAUCUUCAUACAUUCAAAUGGUGUCCGAAACUAUGAAGAACUCAAUUCCCAAGGCUGUGGUUUUCUGUCAAGUUAAGGAGGCCAAACAGAAUCUUCUCAACUACUUCUACGUUCAAAUUGGGAAGAGAGAGGGCAAGCAGCUGGCAGACUUACUCGACGAAGAUCCGGCAUUGAUGGAGAAGAGACAGCAGUACGCUAGAAGACUGGAACUUUACAAGAAAGCAAGAGACGAGAUCGAUUCUGCAUCAUGGAUACGAUGAUGACCCACCCACCCUACAGUAAAGUAAGCACAUACGUGCUUCUCCAUAUGUUAAUGCAAUACAUACACAUAUAGACAACCACCUGUUAUUGCCAAUUCAUUCUUAAAUUACAUUGCAUACGUAACAUCUGGCUUAUUCGAUGAGCUUUUCUUUCUUUGCCUUCAA
This is a messenger RNA of Andrographis paniculata, 2312 nucleotides long. Its product is annotated as phragmoplastin DRP1E-like. The record is from RefSeq and is a predicted model, not a curated record. Bases 270 to 2147 code for a protein of 625 amino acids. Lineage: Eukaryota; Viridiplantae; Streptophyta; Magnoliopsida; Lamiales; Acanthaceae. Gene Ontology annotation, molecular function: GTPase activity; microtubule binding; GTP binding. The transcript has 15 exons. Gene Ontology annotation, cellular component: microtubule; cytoplasm; membrane.